GACGGAUCUUUGGGGAGGAAAAGGCAAGAAUGGGGUUUUAAUGUGGGGGUCUUCGGGGUGGAGAAAGCACGAGGUCAGCACCAGGGACAGCACCGGGACCGCACUGGGACCAAAGUGGGAAUGAACCAGGGACAGCACCGGUACCAAACUGGGACUGCACCAAGACCGAACUGGGACUGCACCAGGGCUAAACUGGGACUGCACCAGGACUGAACUGGGACUGCACCAGGACCGAACUGGAACUGCACCAGGGCUAAACUGGGCACCAGGACUGAACUGGGACUGUACCGGGACCUAACUGGGGACCGCACGGGGACCAAAGUGGGACUGAACCAGGGACAGCACUGGGACCACACUGGGACUGCACCAAGACCGAACUGGGACUGCACCAGGGCUAAACUGGGCACCAGGACUGAACUGGGCACCAGGACUGAACUGGGACAGCACCGGGACCUAACCGGGGACCGCACUGGGACCAAAGUGGGACUGAACCAGGGACAGCACCGGGACCACACUGGGACAGCAUUGAGGACUGCACGGGGACCAAAGUGGGACUGAACCAGGACUAAACUGGGACUGCACCAGGACUGAACUGGGACAGCACCGGGACCUAACUGGGGACAGCAUGGGGACCGCACUGGGACCAAAGUGGGACUGCACCAGGACUGAACUGGAUACCAGGACUGAACUGGGCAUAGGGACCAAACUGGGACAGCACUGGGACUGAACUGGGACUGCACCGGGACUGAACUGGGACAGCACCGGGACUGAACUGGGGCAGCACCGGGACUGAAGCAGAGCAGCGUGGGGAUGACUGCAUAGGGACAGCACCGGGACUGAACUGGAACAGCACCGGGACUGAACUGGGGCAGCACCGGGACUGAACUGGAACAGCACCGGGACUGAACUGGGACUGCACCAGGACUGAACUGGGACAGCACCGGGACUGAAGCAGAGCAGCGUGGGGAUGACUGCAUAGGGACAGCACCGGGACUGAACUGGGACAGCACCGGGACUGAACUGGGGCAGCACCGGGACCACACGGGUGUCAGCAGCAGGACCCCGGUGCCCCCGGGGCCUUGGCCACCCCGAGCCCCGCCGUGGGGCCACGGCUGUGGGAACGAGUGACGCGGGGGCACCCGGGAGCGCAACGGGCAGCUCCGCGGUGCGGGGAGCCAGGGGCUGGCUGUUCUGACCUUCGUCCCGCCGAGGAAGGGCUGGGUGGCGACGGGAGGGUCGCAGUGACGGCGCGGUGGCCGCGGUCACGCGUGGGGUCCCGCGGGGAACGGCGGCCCCGCGCUGCGACCCCCGGGGCCACCCGCUCGCACUAGGACCCGGCGGCGCCGCAGAGCCGGGGGGCGGGGCCCAGUGGGGCGGGGCAGCGCAACGCCGGGCGAACCUCCAAUCCCAGAAGCCCUUUCUCCGCCGGGCCCUCCCCCUUUGGCGGCCGCGCUGUGGCAGACCGGAGCAGCCGGGCGCUCAUUGGCUCUCGGGCACGCCCAUCACCCCGGGUGGGAGGGGCGCGCCGGUUGCUAGGUGACGCUCGUCGUGCUGGAGGCGCCCGGCAUGGCGGACGCGGCGGCGGAGGCGGCGCUGGCGGAGCUGGCGGCCCUGCUGGCCCCGGCGGCGGGCGCGGCGGCGCGGGCGGGCGCGGCGGCGGCGGCGCUGGCGCUGUCGGGGGACGCGGCGGGGCGGCGGCUGCUGGCGGGGCGGCCCGAGGCCCUGGCGGCCCUGCUGGAGCUGGCGGCGGCGCCGGGCCCGCCCGCGGCCCGCGACGCCCUGGGCUGCCUGGUGAACGUGUCGGCCGAGCCCGCGGCCCGGGAGGCGCUGCUGGCGGCGCUGCCCGCGCUGCUGCCGCUGCUGCCGGCCGGGCCGGCCUGCGGGCUGCUGGCCAACCUGUGCCGGGAGCGCGGCGCGGCGCGGCGGGUGCUGCGGGGCCUGCGGGAGCGCGGGCCCGGGCUGGGGCGGCUGCUGGCCGCGCUCGGGGAGCCCGGGCCGCCCGCGCAGCUCGGGCCGCUGCUCUGCAACCUCAGCCAGCUGCCCGAGGGCCGCCGCGAACUGCUGGACCGCUCCCGGCGCUCGGUGCAGCGGCUGCUGCCCUUCACCCAGUACGGGGACUCCGCCGUCCAUCGCCGGGGCAUCGUGGGCGCCCUCAGGAACUGCUGCUUCGAGCACGAGGAUCAUGAGUGGCUGCUGAGCGAGGAGGUCGACAUCCUGCCCUUCCUGCUGCUGCCCCUGGCCGGCCCCGAGGAGCUCCCCGAGGACGAGAUGGAACGGCUGCCCCCCGAGCUGCAGUACCUGCCGCAGGACAAGCGGCGCGAGGAGGAGCCCGACAUCCGCCAGAUGCUGCUGGAAUCCAUCAUGCUGCUCACGGCCACCAAGGCCGGCCGGCGCACGGUGCGGGACAGGGGGACGUACCUGGUGCUGCGGGAGCUGCACCACUGGGAGCGGGACCCCCGCGUGCUGGCUGCCUGCGAGAGGCUCAUCCAGGUGCUGAUCGGGGACGAGCCCGCGCCGGGGCUGGAGAACUUGCUGGAGGUGACGGUCCCCGAGGACGUGGAGCAGCAGCUGCAGCGCCUGGACCGCGAGGAGGAGGAGCGGUGGCGGGAGGAAGAGCAGCGGGCGGCACGGGGCUCCGCACCGCGCCCCGAGGAGCCCCCACGGUGAGGGGCGGCCGGCUUGGCCCCCGGCACAGCCGCGACACCCGGGGACCUGCAGGGACAGUCCGCCCCUCGGGGUGCCUCCCCAGCCCCCCGCUCCUCCCUGCUGCUGGGGGAGCCAGUUUGGGGUCCUGGGGGCACAACGCCCCUCGUCCCCGCAGCUCUGCCGUGGGAGGAGGCUGAGACGCGCAGGGGUGCUGCGCCCGGCCCCCCCGCCGUGGGGCUGCCCCACUGCUGCCACGGGGGCGGCCCAGGGCUGCCCAACACGACUCGCAAAAUAAAAGGUUUCUGGCCCAAAA
Messenger RNA from Columba livia (rock pigeon), 2959 nucleotides. It is a transcript of the gene HGH1, whose product is annotated as HGH1 homolog. The record is from RefSeq and is a predicted model, not a curated record. The transcript is spliced from 6 exons. Bases 1567 to 2667 code for a protein of 366 amino acids. NCBI's taxonomy places the organism in Eukaryota, Metazoa, Chordata, Aves, Columbiformes, Columbidae.